Molecule: messenger RNA, 1363 nt
Organism: Stylophora pistillata
Lineage: Eukaryota; Metazoa; Cnidaria; Anthozoa; Scleractinia; Pocilloporidae
Product: eukaryotic translation initiation factor 1A, Y-chromosomal
Biological process (GO): translational initiation
Molecular function (GO): translation initiation factor activity; RNA binding
Source: RefSeq, a predicted model, not a curated record
CUACAGCAUGCUCAAUUGACGCCAUUAUUUUCUCUGUUGGGAACGUGGGUUAAGUAUAUUUCGAGAGAAAAAGACUUUGAAUUAAAUUUAGAAUGCCGAAGAACAAAGGAAAGGGAGGUAAAAAUCGACGAAGGGGAAAGAACGAGAACGAGUCAGAGAAACGUGAACUUGUCUUUAAAGAAGAUGGUCAAGAGUAUGCUCAAGUCGUGAAGAUGUUGGGAAAUGGAAGGUUGGAGGCACUUUGUUUCGAUGGCGCCAAGCGGCUUUGUCAUAUUCGCGGAAAACUUCGCAAAAAGGUGUGGAUCAAUACUGGUGAUAUUAUACUCCUUGGACUACGUGAUUACCAGGAUAACAAAGCAGAUGUGAUUCUGCGCUACAAUCCUGAUGAAGCCCGGAACUUGAAGGCUUAUGGAGAGCUUCCAGACAAUACUAAGAUCAAUGAAAAUAUUGGACAAGGAGGAGAAGGAGAAGAAGAUGAUAUCCAGUUUGAUGAUUAUGAAGAUGAUGGAGAUGAUGAUGCUGAUAUUGAUGGAAUUUAAUGGCAACUAAACAAACACGGACUUGAAAAGAAUAUAUUUCUUUGCUUUCAUAGCAUUACACUGUACCUCAAGUAGGAAACACUUAAAAGACAUUCUGACAUAUUUUAUAAAAUUAAUGUGCUAUUAUUAGCAAGUAGCUUGUCUAAUUUUAGCUUGUUUUUGGGAAAAUGAUACAUCAAAUGGUCAUGGAUCAUAGUGGAACAGUAUGUCUUGUUUCCAGUGUUCCUUUAUUUGUUAAGGAGCGUGAGAGAUGAACACUUGAUAUUCUUAUUAGAAAUCACCUUUGUAACUGGUUGAAUAUUUUUUUUGUAAAGAAAUGUUUAGCUAAAUAUUUCAGGCACUCGAUUAUUGGUCCUUUUUGUUUUAAGAUGCAAGGCUGGCAUACCUACCUGUUGCCAAUAGCACUUGUAAUCUUUUUGUUUGCUGAUAGAUCAUUUCAUGCUCAAACUAUAAUUUUUAAAUUGCAUGCGAUACACUUAAUUAUUUGUACUGCAAAUUACCUUUAACCUUUAAGAUGGCAAUCUUCCCUAUUUAAAAUUAUUCACUGUGCUAUUCUUGUCGAUUUUUUAUGAAAUAGAUGAAUGGAAGAAAUAACUGCAUUUUAUGAUGAAAGAGUUUAUUUUACUUGUUACAAUGAAAGUAACAUGCAUGUGUGAAAGAUGGUAAAUUGAUAAUGUUGAUUUAGAAAAUAUAUAUCUCUUGCAAAGGAUCAUCUAAAAUUGUAAAAAUUGACAAGCAAAAUACAACAGUAAAAAAAAAACAGCAUGCAGAAGUUGUAAUCCUGUUUUCAGACAUGUAUGAUUAAAAUUGCCAAUCCUUCUGUA